Molecule: messenger RNA, 1247 nt
Organism: Xylaria bambusicola
Lineage: Eukaryota; Fungi; Ascomycota; Sordariomycetes; Xylariales; Xylariaceae
Exons: 2
Coding region: 549-1247 (232 amino acids)
Source: RefSeq, a predicted model, not a curated record
UUCUAUCAAUCAUCAAUCUUACAAACACCCCUCCAAAAACUAGUGAAAUGCUGAUUAAUAGUUUGGAGAAUUCUUGAUUUCAAGGAUAAACGGUCGAUUAAUCAUUUACUGAAGUCUCCCAGGUCUCAGCAAGUACACAUCAUCUAAGAAAGUGCCUACUUCUACGCUUGAAGAAGUCCUUUCGCUCCCACAAGCUGGUUCCUUUUCUUCACUCCAUGGCACCUAUCUACUGCACCCUAUGUGCCUACCUAUCUAUGCAGUUAUAUCCAUACUUAAGUAUGUAGAAGGAUGCAGCACCUGCCUCUGUCAUGAUGUUGGAAGGCAUAUACACUCAGUCCUGGAAGCGGGCGGCUUCCCCAUCUGUCACAUAAACAACUGCCAUAUAUCCGGUGUCGACUCUUGGUGAUGGUUUUCUGCCGUUCCAACUCACAAUCUCACAAUCCCCAGACAUCCAAUUCCUGCAACAGACCUAUCUACCCACAGUCCUUGUUGACUCCCCUCAUAAUUACUCGCUAUUAAAAGCCCCUAAUUUUAAACUGCAACCUGCCAUGCAGCAGCGCACCCCGCGCGCGCCGCUCGGAUGGCAUCAAGAUCUCAUGGACUGUGACGUGGAUUGGCCAGUAGACUUGCGAACGCCAGCCCCGAUAGAAACGUUUGAUCUCCAUAGCACGAGGAAUGACGUCCUGGUGAAAAUCAGCAGUCACUUGGACAUUCCUUCCAUCGUUGCUCUAGGUGCUACGAGCAAGCGAAUGAGAGCAGACUUGCAAACGAUAGAGUCUCGUGUUGCCUUGGAGAAGGUUAAGACCAUUACACAAGACAACGACCAAUUGGGCGUCGCCUUGACCUUGACGGCUGCCGCUGUGAAAGGCGCGAAUGAUAGAACUCCCCAAGCUAUCCAAAUAGUCUUUCAGACCCUUUUAUCCUGGGGCUUAGCCCUCAGAAACAAGUGCCGACUAGAGUAUGUCCGCGGCAUCGAGGAGACUCACAAUGCUGUUGUUGAAUUUGUAGCACUAUACUGGAAGACGUCAUAUUUCCCAAUAAAUUCGCCAUCAGAUAUGACACCUACAGAAGCACUACGACAAAGGCGAUACUGCUAUAUACUCGAGAUAUUAUAUUGUUGUCUCCGAGAUCCUAUCGAAUCCCCUCAGUAUCGGUUCGGUGUAUACUCGGCCGCCGGCAAAUUGUUUGAUGACACCCAUGUCGAACACCCCUCUCGAGCACUUGUUAAACUAGUGGGCGACUUUUAG